UUUCUAAAAAGAAAAUGGAAAUAUGCAAAGAAAAGAUAAAUUUUUUAGGUCAUGAAAUUGGGGAAGGAAAAAUUUAUUUACAAGAUCAUAUUGCAAAGAAAAUUUUACAGUUUCCUGAUGUUAUGAAUGACAAGAAGACAUUGCAACAGUUUUUAGGAAUAGUAAAUUAUGCUAGAAAUUAUAUUGAAAACUUAGCCAAGUUGGCUGGACCAUUGUAUGCAAAGUUAAGAAAAAAUGGGCAGAAGCAUUUUAAUUCUGAAGAUAUAAGAUUAGUAAGAGUUAUAAAAGAAAAGGUCAAAGAACUAAAACCUUUAGAAUUACCUUUAGAUGACUAUUAUUUUAUAAUAGAGACAGAUGCAUCUGAAAUAGGAUGGGGAGCUAUAUUAAAGCAAAAGCCGAACAAGUAUUCUCCAAAAACAGAAGAAAGAAUAUGUAGGAAUGAAGAGAGGAAUGAGUCCUACUGGUGGUGAAAGUUUCAGCUUUGGAACUGAAAACAGAUUAAGAAUCUUUCCACCAAAUACUUAUAAAUUUAAGCCUAAAGACCAUAUUGUCUUAGAUGAAAUACAAGAAUGUGUUUUAGAUAAUUUUUGGUUCCAAUAUAAUAAUAAGAGAGAUGAUAGAGGUUAUAUGCUUGCAAUAUUAAAUAGUUUAGCUGAAUAUUUUCAUAUGAUCAACGGGAAGAUACAGCCAAAAGAUCCAUCUAGCAAUAUAGAAAAGAAACUCAUAUAUGUCAUAUAUAGGGGAAAGACACCAGGAAUAUAUGUAACUUUUGAAGAAGUUAUAGCCCAGCAAAUAGAAAGAGAAAAAGAUGGAGGAAUAUCAUGGAAAAAAUAUCUAGAUAUUGAUCAAGCCCUAUCAUAUGCAAGAAAUAUUUUAGGAAUAAAUUAUUUCCUAGAGCCUGCAGCAAAAGAAUAUAUUCAAAAAUACAGAAAGGCAAAUGAGGUAAAGACAAACUUGCCUGGAAUAAAUAUAAGAGAAGAUGGACCUUCAAGAAUACCCACAUAUAAGGAUGCUGUAAAAAAAGAAGCAUCAAAUGAAGAAUAUGUUGAAAAGAAGAUCAAAGAAAGGCUAGAUUCAAUAAUUCCUCAAUUGAAGAAAGAUAUAAAAGAAGAAAUAUGGCAAGAAGUGAAGCAUGAUAUAAAGGAAAAUUUUGAUGCCAUAAAGAAGGACUAUGAAGAAAAUAAAAAGAAGGAUUAUGAAUCAAAAAUGAAUAUGCCAAUAUCUGAUGAUGAUAUGCUGGAUAUUCGUGGUCAUGGGCAGCAACAAGAGUAUUAAGAAUUAUAUAUUAUGAAAAUUAAAUAUGUGUUAAUACUUAAGAUACCUAUCUGUGUUGAUAAGGAGUUAUCAACAAUUUCACCGUGGGAUAAGGAUAAGCAUGCCAGAGUGUUUGCUUGAUGUCUGCGACAUCAAUCAUUCGGGCGUGGAAGACUAUACACCGAAUAUAUUCCCGAAUAUAUCCAGAGAAUAUCACGUGAAGGAAGUGGACAAUG
This is a messenger RNA of Panicum virgatum (switchgrass), 1490 nucleotides long. RefSeq lists its product as uncharacterized. NCBI's taxonomy places the organism in Eukaryota, Viridiplantae, Streptophyta, Magnoliopsida, Poales, Poaceae. Bases 439 to 1275 code for a protein of 278 amino acids. The transcript is spliced from 2 exons. The record is from RefSeq and is a predicted model, not a curated record.